Molecule: messenger RNA, 1089 nt
Organism: Camelus dromedarius (Arabian camel)
Lineage: Eukaryota; Metazoa; Chordata; Mammalia; Artiodactyla; Camelidae
Product: spermatogenesis-associated protein 22
Exons: 8
Coding region: 1-1089 (362 amino acids)
Biological process (GO): regulation of meiotic cell cycle; homologous chromosome pairing at meiosis; meiotic DNA repair synthesis
Source: RefSeq, a predicted model, not a curated record
AUGAAGAGAAACCUAAAUGAAAAUUCAACUCGAAGUACAGCAGGCUGUUUGCCUGUACCAUUGUUCAAUCAGAAAAAGAGGAAUAGACAGCCAUUAACAUCCAAUCCACUUAAAAAUGAUCCAGGUAUCAGUAUUGCUUCUGACAGUUAUGAUUUCCCUCCUCUACCAACAGAUUGGGCCUGGGAAGCUAUGAAUCCAGAGUUGCCUCCUUUAACGAAAACAAUGAACACAGGGCAAAUAUAUUCAGUUUCUCAUCCCCUGAGAAGUCAAGAGUUUGUGUUGAAAUCUAUUCAAUCAAAUACUGAAAGAAGUAAGAGUGGUGGGAGCUACAAAGAUGGCAACACAAAUACCAGUUUUAAAACUUGGGAUAGAAAUGAUUUUAAGCCUCAGUGCAAAAGAACAAAUAAAAUGGCAGAUAAUGGAAUAAAUUCUUAUCCAGUGAAUUUGGGAGCUCAACAACAGAAGCAAUUAAGAGUAUCUGAAUCAACUAACUUAUCUCACCAAAGAGAAAGUAAAGUACUCACACAAACACAUUCAUCAAAAAUAUCUGGCUCCACAAUGAGAAGUCUAGACAAAAACAGUGCAUUACAGGCAUUUAAGCCCAAUUUUCAACAAAAUCAAUCUAAGAAAACAAUGUUGGAUGAUUUUCCAGCAGAAAACACCCUGAAGGAAACUUCAUUGUAUCAGUUAAAGUUUAAAGAAAAAGAUAAUUCUUUAAGAAUUAUAUCUGCAGUUAUUGAAAGCAUGAAGUACUGGCGUGAGCAUGCACAGAAAACCGUACUUCUUUUUGAAAUAUUAGCUGUUCUCGAUUCAGCUGUUACACCUGGCCCAUAUUGUUCAAAGACUUUUCUUAUGAGAGAUGGGAAGAAUAUUCUGCCUUGUGUAUUUUAUGAAAUAGAUCGUGAACUUCCAAGACUGAUUAGAGACCGAGUUCAUAGGUGUGUUGGAAACUAUGACCAGAAAAAGAAUAUUUUCAAAUGUGUUUCUGUCAGACCGGCAUCUGUUUCUGAACAAAAAACUUUUCAAGCCUUUGUUAAAACUGUAGAUGCUGAGAUGAGGUAUUAUACUAAUGUAAUGAAUGAAAUUUAA